GGAGACAGAAACUUUCCACAGCUGCCCGAGAGAUGCUGCAGCCUCCUAAAUAUAGCCGGUGGCGGCGAGAGGCUGAGAUACGCCGGGACGUCACUAUAUAAGCUGCGAAUGUGCGAGAUGUUCUCUCCAUAGCCGCACCUGCCUCCCCGCCAGUGUCACGUUUUCCGGCUCAGUUCAAUGAACCUGCAAUCCUCCACUGCAUUUCGAUCGGAGCACAGCUUCAAGAAGAGCUCCUCUUCCUCCUCCGUCGGUGGCGUCCAGAACCGCGAGCCAUUCAUGGACAAGACGCCGGGCAUCUUCAGCGAGGACUUCGGCAAGUUCCGCAGACCCCUGGGGGAACCGCUGGGCUUCUCAGGCAAGUUGGGGCCCCCCGCGGGACGAUUGUCUCUCUUCACACCAAUAUCUCUGCAGUUCCCACAUUUUUGGAUCCCCCCCGCCCCCCCACACAAAAAACCCGGCAUACCAACCUUUCCUGUAUGGCAGAGGUCUAUGACAUGA
Nanorana parkeri is the source of this 498-nucleotide messenger RNA. Its product is annotated as heat shock protein beta-7-like. Gene Ontology annotation, cellular component: nucleus; cytoplasm. Lineage: Eukaryota; Metazoa; Chordata; Amphibia; Anura; Dicroglossidae. The transcript has 2 exons. Bases 178 to 498 code for a protein of 106 amino acids. The record is from RefSeq and is a predicted model, not a curated record.